GAACAGACGCCAUGUGGCUAAAAGUCUUCAUUUUGAUCAUCAGCUUGUGUAGCUGUCAGCCCGCAUCAGUGUUCCUGGGAGCAGAACAGGCCCAUAAGCUCCUGGUCAGGACAAAGAGAUAUAACUCCGGCUGGUUUGAGGAGGUAAAGAGAGGAAGUUUGGAGCAGGAGUGCCUGGAGGAGAAGUGCUCCUUCGAGGAGGCCAGGGAGGUCUUCGAGCACACCGAACUAACGAAUGAGUUUUGGAAGACAUACGAAGACCUGUGUGUGUCCAACCCAUGUCUAAACGGAGGCAUCUGCCAAAGUAAAGCCAACGGCUACGACUGCUUCUGUCCAGCAGAGUUCAUCGGACGCGUCUGUGAGCGCGAGGCUAAAGUCGUCCCAACUUGCGCGCUGGAUAAUGGGGGUUGUGAACAUUUCUGCGAAGGAGAAGUCGGGAAGGUCAACUGCUCCUGUGCAGAUGGCUACUUCCUGGGAGCCGAUGGGAAGAGCUGCUUGCCGCAAGAGCCAAUAACCUGUGGGACACUUCCUGUUCUGCCGGGUUCAGUGAAAGCUGACCAGGUGGAUCCACGCUCUCGCAUCGUCGGAGGUACCGUGUGUCCCAAAGGUCACUGCCCCUGGCAGGUGCUGCUGGUGUAUAAAGACAAGGGCUUCUGUGGGGGGAUGAUCUACAAACCCACCUGGGUCAUCACAGCCUCUCACUGCGUGGAAGACACUCGGGUCCGCUACCUGCAGGUGGUCGCAGGUGAACACGACAUACUGGUGAAUGAGGGAACAGAACAGGUGAUCCAGGUGGCUGAGAUUAUCAUGCACGAGUCCUAUGACUCAGCCGUGGCCAACAACGACAUCGCCCUCCUCCGCCUGGAGAGGCCCAUCUCCUACAACCCGUACGCUGUGCCCGUUUGCCUCCCCACGCGGGCCCUGGCGGAGCGCGACCUCUGGGGGGUGGGCAUGCACACGGUCAGUGGGUGGGGCCGCCGCAGUGAAAACGGACCCACCUCCAACUACCUGCGACGGCUGCAGGUUCCUGUCAUCAGGACCCAGACGUGCAUCGAGGAGAGUCAUGUGGUCCUGACAGACAACAUGUUCUGUGCUGGCUACCUCGACGGCAGCAUGGACUCCUGUAAGGGAGACAGUGGUGGACCGCUGGUGACCAGGUACCGCAAGACGGUGUUCCUCUUGGGCAUCGUGAGCUGGGGGAAGGGGUGCGCACGGCCCGGCAACUAUGGCAUCUACACUCGUGUGUCCAAGUAUUUGGAAUGGAUCCACAACCACACAAGACCACUGGCUCGGCUGCAGAAUGACACAGAGGCGCUGAUCCAUAACCUGACGAUCUUCCUGGACGAGGACGACGCUCAUGCGGUCUUGCAGAGGUUCCGACGUGCCAACAGCGGCUUCCUGGAGGAGCUGAAACCGGGGAACCUGGAGAGGGAGUGCAUCGAGGAGGUCUGUGACUACGAGGAGGCGCGGGAGGUGUUCGAGGACAAUGACCAAACGUGCCUGGAGGGCUUCGAAGGGAGAUACUGCCAAACAGUUUUUGAGGACAGCCUGAAGUGUCUGUAUCAGAAUGGAGGCUGUCAGCACUUCUGUGACGGCUCCGGACCCAAACGCAAAUGUUCCUGUGCUGACGGAUACGCUCUGGGAGACGACAGCCGGGAGUGUGUCGCUCGGGUCCAGUAUCCAUGUGGUCGAAUCCCUCCGCAGCCAGAAGGGAACCAGACCAUGCAGAGCCAGACCAGACUAGUCGGGGGGAACGACUGUCCUAAAGGAGAAUGUCCCUGGCAGGUUCUGGUCCAGUACAGAGGUAACAGUCAUUGUGGAGGCGUUCUGGUCCAUCCAGACUGGGUUAUCACCGCCGCCCACUGUAUCCAUGGAAACGACACCCAAACCCUCACCGUGGUGGCAGGGGAACACAACCUGGACCAGGAAGAGGGAACAGAGCAGAGGAUUUCUGUCUCGAUGGUGAUCGCCCAUGAGCACUACGCCCCAGAGACGGGUGACAGUGACAUAGCGCUGCUGCGUCUGAGCCAGCCAGUGAUCCUCGGCCGCCACGCCGUGCCCAUCUGCCUGCCACGGAGACACUUCCUGGAGAGCGAGCUGACCACCGUGCGCUACCACAACGUCAUGGGCUGGGGCAGAAGAACCACUGGGGGAAACGUGGAGAAACCAGGUACCCUGCCACAUCCCUCCUCUCCGGUGCUCCGACGCCUGUCCAUUCCCAUCCUCCCAAACUCCCAGUGCUCCCAGCGGGGCGGAUUCAACUUUACCCAGCACAUGCUGUGUGCCGGCUACCUGGAGGGCAACCAGCCUAGCUGCAGGGGAGAUGAUGGAAGCCCAUUGGUCACGGUCUAUGGCUCCACCCACUUUCUGACAGGUGUGGUUGGCUGGGGGAGGGGCUGUCCCCACCCCGGGUAUUACGGGGUGUAUGCUAACAUGGCCUACUUUGUGGACUGGUUGGAAAGUACUAUGAAAGCCCCGCCCACCAUGCCUGUAGCCAAUAAGAACCAGGUAGAGAAAGCAGCACCUUCACCUGAUGUCAUGCCAGAACAGAAAUUAAUGUAUAAAGAAGCCAUUGUCAUUGUCCUGGCUCAGUCUGAGUUUCCAGCUUCCCCUCUGGAGGAAUCAUCCGCCAUGUUUUGGCCGUUCCAAGCCUUCGUCUGUCUCCUGCUGCUGCAGCAUGCCACCUCAGCGGUGUUUCUGGAUGGCCAGUCGGCCAGUGAGGUCCUGAGUCGCAGGAGGAGAGCCAACAGCAUGUUUGAGGAGCUCAGAAAGGGGGAUAUGGAGAGAGAGUGUUUGGAGGAGAUCUGCAACAGAGAGGAGGCGCGGGAGAUCUUUGAAAAUGAAGCGCAAACGGAUGAAUUCUGGGCCCUGUAUAUAGAUGGAGACGCGUGCGAGUCCAACCCCUGCUUUAAUAACGCCCAAUGUAAGGAUACCGUUGGCGGAUACAACUGCUUCUGCCUACCUGAUUACCAAGGGUACAACUGUGAAAUUGAGAUUCCUGGGCUGUGUGAGAAUGAAAACGGAGGCUGUGAACAUUUCUGUGACAUCAUGGAUGGGAAAGUGCUCUGCAGCUGUGCAGACGGAUACGUCCUGGAUUCAGACGACAAGUCCUGUUUCUCUAAUGAGACCUACAAAUGUGGCCAUAUCAUCGGCAAAGGCACCCGCAGUAAUUUCGGACACAUUCGACCCAACGAUACAAACACAAACUCCAUGGACCUCGACAAUAACUCUACCGGAGAGGUGGACAUUCUGAACCUUCAUCUCCCAAUGUUCCAGAUUCCCCCGAGCAACAUAAGCUGGCUGCAGGGGGGUGACUACCAAGACGACAUGGUGAUGGAGGACCCAGUGGUCCAAAAUAGGCUCAGCCACGCGCGCAUUGUCAACGGAGAGGAAUGCCCCCCUGGGGAGUGUCCCUGGCAGGCUCUCAUCAUGAACGAGGAGCACCUAGGAUUCUGUGGAGGAACCGUCAUCAAUAAUUACAUCAUCGUGACUGCCGCCCACUGCAUGAAACAAUCACGUUACAUCUACGUGGUUGUCGGAGAGUUUGAUACUUCGCUCUCGGAAGGUCAUGAGGCAGUCCAUGACGUGGAAUCAGUCCUGAUUCACAGAAACUACAGAAAAGACACCUACCACAAUGACAUUGCCCUCAUCAAACUCACCAGACCCAUUACAUUCACCCAGUACGUCCUGCCGGCCUGCCUGCCCAAGACCCGCUUUGCUGAAAAGGUCCUGAUGCGUCAAACGGAGGGUUUAGUGAGUGGGUUUGGCCGGCUGGGAGAAGGGCACAAACCCUCUACCACCCUGCAGCGCCUCACCAUGCCCUUUGUGGACCGCGCCGAAUGCAAGGAGUCGAGUAAGUUCCCCAUAUCCCACCGUAUGUUCUGCGCCGGAUACAGUGACAUAGAAAAGGACGCGUGUCAGGGGGACAGCGGCGGACCACACGUCACCCGCUAUCGGGACACAUACUUUUUGACGGGCGUGGUGAGCUGGGGUGAGGGCUGCGCUCGCCGCAAGAAGUACGGCAUCUACACACAGGUGUCCAAGUACGUUGGCUGGAUCAAGGAUAAAAUGAGGAGGCUGAUACCCGACGUCAAGCCUACUGACGCCACACCAGAGGCAGGCAGGCUGAAGAGAGACACCGCCCACAUCAAAAGGCUCUGGGCGUGAGACAAAGAGGCGAGCAUUGUGGCUUCAGUGUAUCUGUCUAUAUGAAAAUCAUCCUGAAACCUGGGCUGCAAGCAUCGACACAAUAUUUGGGGGUUUGGUUCAACAUUGUAAGGAGUGGACAAUGUCAACACCGUUCUAAAGUGGGGAGAGAGCAAUGACAAUAAAUAAUGUAGAGAUUAUAUUAAUGAAAUUGUGCUUUUAAUUUUAUAAACAAGUCUGAACAGAGAUUCGUCUGUUUUCUGUCGCUACAAUUUUAAUCAAAUGUAAUGUGAGUUGCUGCGCCGGCAAAUCGUGUACAAGGGCAAAUGUUGUGAUUAUUGUGUCGUCAACGUGGAGGAAUCACAUGAAUAAAAUUCCGGUUAA
Messenger RNA from Lampris incognitus (smalleye Pacific opah), 4529 nucleotides. RefSeq lists its product as uncharacterized. The record is from RefSeq and is a predicted model, not a curated record. Gene Ontology annotation, molecular function: serine-type endopeptidase activity; calcium ion binding. Gene Ontology annotation, cellular component: extracellular region. The transcript has 24 exons. The coding region runs from base 12 to 4166 and encodes 1384 amino acids. Lineage: Eukaryota; Metazoa; Chordata; Actinopteri; Lampriformes; Lampridae. Gene Ontology annotation, biological process: proteolysis.